AUGGCCGAGUCAAAUGUUAGAAGGAUUGCCUUGAGCAAAGUCAUUGAGCAGCUCACCCGAUAUGAGCAACUGGCAUGGGGGUUGCUGGCUGCUGAUAAAGCAAGCGCCGAUACAGGCCGCAAAUCGAAGCCUUUCGACUUUCAAGAUGGCGCUCUUUCAACCACCCUGACGGAGACUCAUUUGGUCAAACUCUCAGUCCUCUCGGGCAAGGGCGGUGUCGGAAAGUCAUCCGUGACUACCCAGCUCGCAUUGUCACUCUCAUUAGCUGGCCACUCGGUCGGUGUUCUUGAUGUUGACCUCACGGGGCCAUCGAUACCGCGCAUGUUUGCCAUCGAGGAUGCCAAAGUGACACAGGCACCCGGGGGCUGGCUACCCAUCACUGUCCAUGAAGCCGAUCCAACUUCUGGACUUGGUUCGCUUCGGGUCAUGAGUCUGGGGUUUUUACUCCCUGGGCGAGGCGAUGCUGUGGUAUGGCGCGGGCCGAAAAAGACAGCCAUGGUGCGCCAGUUCUUGUCAGAUGUCUUCUGGGAGGAGCUCGACUACCUUCUCAUCGAUACACCACCUGGCACGAGUGAUGAGCACAUCUCUCUUGCCGAGACACUGCUUCAAAAGGCACGGCCAGAUCAGGUCGCCGGGGCGGUAAUUGUGACAACCCCUCAGGCAGUGGCUACUGCCGACGUGAGGAAAGAACUCAACUUCUGCACCAAGACGGGGAUCCGCAUAUUGGGCGUUGUCGAGAACAUGUGCGGCUUUGUUUGCCCGAAUUGCAGCGAGUGCACCAACAUUUUUGGCAGCGGAGGAGGUGAAGUCAUGGCUGAUGACUUCAAUGUCAAGUUCUUGGGGCGUGUUCCCAUCGACCAGCAGUUUAUUGUCUUGGUCGAGACGGGAAAGAGGCCGCGAUAUCCAGAGGGAACAGUUAUUAAUGGGCAAGAUAUCUCGGCAGCUGCCAAGGAGGCGGAGGCUGAGGAGGCUAAGAGAGAUACCGCGCAACUGGUACUAAAGUACAAGGACUGCUCGUUGGCACCGAUAUUCAAGACGAUUACUGCUGAUGUUGUUUCGGCACUUGAGCAGGGGGGCGUGUGA
Podospora pseudocomata is the source of this 1083-nucleotide messenger RNA. It is a transcript of the gene CFD1, whose product is annotated as cytosolic Fe-S cluster assembly factor cfd1. Gene Ontology annotation, cellular component: cytosol. Gene Ontology annotation, molecular function: ATP binding; ATP-dependent FeS chaperone activity; 4 iron, 4 sulfur cluster binding. The transcript is spliced from 4 exons. The coding region runs from base 1 to 1083 and encodes 360 amino acids. NCBI's taxonomy places the organism in Eukaryota, Fungi, Ascomycota, Sordariomycetes, Sordariales, Podosporaceae. Gene Ontology annotation, biological process: iron-sulfur cluster assembly. The record is from RefSeq and is a predicted model, not a curated record.